Molecule: messenger RNA, 582 nt
Organism: Pseudomassariella vexata
Lineage: Eukaryota; Fungi; Ascomycota; Sordariomycetes; Amphisphaeriales; Pseudomassariaceae
Exons: 2
Coding region: 1-582 (193 amino acids)
Source: RefSeq, a predicted model, not a curated record
AUGCAAAAGCGUGACGAUCUGCCAGACCUGUUUGUGGCAAAUGCGGACUUCAUCGGUUGCGUUACCAAGUUGAAUGCCAAUCCCAUGAUUCCGGCUCCGGGACCCAACGUCAUCCGCGAAGGAACCGACGGAAACCCAUGCAUAAGCCCGAGUUUUUGGUUGCCUCACGCCGGCGCAGACUGCCCGGAGCCAUCGCCCCCAUACGACAGUGAAGAACGCGGCGCCAAUAACGGUAAUGGCAGCGGGAGCAUAGCUCCACCAGGCAGACUUCUUACAUCAACAGCAGCCACUAUUGGAAGCGCUCCCCUAUCAGACACGACGGCGCUCCUUGCAUCAACAACCCCUAAUGUUGGAGGAAAUGGAGCGAAGAGCUAUAUGGGAGCAUCGGCUACCUCCGACACUAUUUUUAUCCCUAGUGGCACAGCGUCAUCAGGCACUGGUUCUACUGGGGAGAGUGAGCAAGGCACCAGGGGUAACCUAGAUGAAGAGAUUCCUGAAAAGGCUCGGUCACCUUUUCCAAGUGCGGGACUCGACCCGUCGUCCUCGUUAGAGGCGUACACGAGUCAGCGCAUCCGUAUUUGA